This is a messenger RNA of Osmia bicornis bicornis, 2080 nucleotides long. RefSeq names its product probable glutamate--tRNA ligase, mitochondrial (gene GluRS-m). Gene Ontology annotation, biological process: glutamyl-tRNA aminoacylation. Lineage: Eukaryota; Metazoa; Arthropoda; Insecta; Hymenoptera; Megachilidae. Gene Ontology annotation, molecular function: ATP binding; zinc ion binding; tRNA binding. The transcript has 9 exons. The coding region runs from base 408 to 1940 and encodes 510 amino acids. The record is from RefSeq and is a predicted model, not a curated record.
CUGUACAUAUAUCUAUACAGAAGAAUAUAUGUAUUUGCAUUAUAUAGUGCAUAUUUAUACACAUACCUUUAAACAACAUUUUAUUAAUAUAAAGAUUAGUGAAAUUCUUUUUUAAUACUUUUUUUGAAUUGAUGAAACAUCGAACAUGUAUCAAAAAUAAAAAUACUGGUUAUUCAUCCAUCGAACGUAAGCGAAAGCGCAAAUGAAUUAUACGCUUUCAAUAACCUAUUCCCGUACAUUUUCGUGUUACAAGUAAAUAGUGACCUUAAAAAUUAGAUUACUUUUUGUUGAUGCAUUUCUUGAAGUUAUAUUUUACAUUUCCGUACUGUAAUUUAAACUAGGAUAACUUUUUACUACACUUAAUGAUAUUUACAAUAAAAUUUUAAUUUGUUUUAUAUUAUAAAAAGAUGAAAUAUAACAUAUUUCGUAUUACAAAUGUACAAUUUGUGCAGAAACGUUUUUUUAAAAAACUUCAAGUAAGAGUUAGAUUUGCACCUAGUCCAACUGGUUUGUUACAUAUAGGAAGUUUACGAACUGCAUUGUAUAACUAUUUAUUUGCUCGUUCUAAUAAUGGCUCAUUUAUCUUGCGGAUCGAAGAUACAGAUCAAGCUAGAUCUGUACCUGGAGCAAUAGAAAAAAUUGAAAAUGAUUUAUUAUGGGCUGGGAUUAUACCUGAUGAGGACCCAAUAAGAGGUGGACCUGUUGGGCCUUAUAUACAAUCAAAACGACUUGAAAUAUAUAAGGAAGAAGUGCUUAAACUAAUAAAUAAUCAAUCUGCAUAUUACUGUUUCUGCACAAAAGACAGAUUGCAGUUAUUGAGAAGAGAAGCUAUCAAAUGUGGACAAGUGCCUAGAUAUGAUAAUAGAUGUCGACAUUUAAGUCAGGAUGAAGUAAAACAAAAACUCAAUAAGGGAGAUCCUUAUUGUAUUAGAUUUAAAUUAUCUUCUGGGACAGAAAGUUUUGAUGAUGUAAUAUAUGGUAAAAUAGAACAUGAUAUUGCAAGCAGGGAAGGGGAUCCAAUUAUUAUUAAAGCAGAUGGUUAUCCAACUUAUCAUUUUGCAAAUGUUGUUGAUGAUCAUCUAAUGGGAAUAUCCCAUGUGCUACGAGGAAUUGAGUGGCAAGUAUCCACUCCCAAACAUAUAAUGAUGUACAAAGCAUUUAAUUGGACCCCUCCAGUAUAUGGACAUUUACCAUUAAUACUAAACCCCGAUGGAACAAAACUAUCAAAAAGACAAAACGAUAUAGACAUUGCAUAUUUUAGAAAAGAAGGGAUUUUUCCAUUAGCAGUUCUAAAUUUCGUUAUUCAUGCAGGUGGUGGUUUUGAUAACAAAGGUGGAGCUUAUUAUAUUGAUAGUUAUGAAGAACUUAUUAAACAAUUUGAUAUUUCCAAAAUAAAAGUGGCUUCUAAUAAGCUUUUAUCUGAAAAGUUAUUAGAAUUUAAUAAGUUAGAAAUAUCGAAACUAUUAGCAAAUGAGAAAAAUAAUAAAUUUUUAGUUGAACGAAUUAAGAACCUAGUCAUGGAAGCAUUUCCGGAAAAAAAAAUUGAUGAAACUUUGCAUUUAGAUGAUCAUCAUGUAAUUAAAACAUUGAAAUGGGCACAGAAUAGAAUAUCUAAGUUGAGUGAUCUAGUAUCUCCACAUCUGGCCUUUAUAUGGAUACUUCCAACCACAUCUGUAGAUAAAAUUCAUUCAGAAUAUUCAGACGUACUUAAAAUAUUAAAGGACAAAUUGCUUGAAACUGAUGCUGAACAUUUUAACAAAACAUGGAUAAAUAGUUACUUAAAAGAAUUUGCUAAUGAGCAUGGAGUUCCAUUUCCAACAUUGAUGAAACAUCUACGUCUUAUUGUUAGUGGUUUAAAGGAGGGUCCGCCAGUUGGUGAGAUGAUAGAAAUUUUAGGAAAAGAUACUAUUUUAUUUAGAAUAAAUCGCUAUAUUUCCUGAAAUUAAACAUACCGUUAAUAAAUUUUUCCAUGAGCAAUAUAAUGAAAUUUUAUAGAUAUAACAUCGAAUAGAAAAUGUUUAAAUAGAAUAAAAAGCUUAGAUAUCUAGUCAGUUUUUUAAUGAAGUUUAUGAAACACCGA